Messenger RNA from Eimeria tenella, 1239 nucleotides. RefSeq lists its product as uncharacterized. NCBI's taxonomy places the organism in Eukaryota, Apicomplexa, Conoidasida, Eucoccidiorida, Eimeriidae. The transcript has a single exon. Bases 1 to 1239 code for a protein of 412 amino acids. The record is from RefSeq and is a predicted model, not a curated record.
AUGGCAUUUCUGUCUACUUUUGGCUCGGAAAGGCCGCGGACUGUUUUCUUCAGAGGCAGCCGCUGGGACUCCACGCGAGGCGAAGUCCCCAGCAGCAGCGACAGCAGCAGCAGCAGGUCUCGCGUGAGGUUUUCGCGGGUGUCUCAGCCAGCGUACGACGCGUGGGACGUGGGAGGGGGCACAACAGCAGCAGCAGCAGCAGGCCCGCAGCAGCAGCAGCAGCAGCAGCACGGGGAGUUUCUCGUGGGGGGUGGGCCCAGUGGGUCUUCGGCUGGCAGCCACAGCGCAGUUGUGGGGGCCCACAUCGAGUUGCCUGCUGCUGCAUCUCCUUCCUCCGCAGGCAGCGUCUCUGGCGCCGCUGCUGCAGCGACUGGAGCCGGCGCGGCGACUGCAGCGACUGCAGCAGCAGCAGCAGCAGCAGCAGACGCUGCCCCCGGGGAAAGCUUUCUGCAAGUCUUGAGCAGCGCGGAUGCAUGCGCCCUCUCCAGCGGCAGCACAGGCCUGCGGGUGAGGAAGCUGCUGAGCUGGGGGGCCCUGGGGCUGCUGGCAGCAAAGCUGCUGCUGCGGCCAGACCGUUCGCUGCGGCCACGGAAAGUGCUGCUGCUGGACUUUGUGAGCACUUUGGCUGCGGGGCAGCUGCUGGAGCUGCUGCCCCCGUUCGAGCUGCGGGUGCCGCCGGAGCAGCAGCAGCAGCAGCAGCAGGGGGCCUUUGCGGACACCUGCGACCAGUACGCUGCAGCGCUGCUCAUAGAGGAGCUGCUGUGGCUCUUCACUCUCAAGUUUCUGCUGCGGCAAGCCGAGAGCCUCUUCGGCUACAGACAAGGAGAGUACUUAGCAGAAGAAGCUGGCUUUUGGGAGGACUCUGAGGCUUGCCAGUUGCAAGUUGUGGGCCCCAGCAGCAGCCCCCCAGACUCGCUGCAGGUGGCUGGCCCCAGGCGCCGCGCUGCAGCGCUGUGGGGCGUUCACUGGGGCAAGUAUCUGCAGCAGCUGCUGGUGCUGCUGGCUUGCGUCGCUGCAGCACAGCUCGUCACGCUGCUGCUGCUGACCCUCCUGGCCGCUCCCCUCGCCCCCCUCGUCGCGCUGCCUCUCUGGCUACUCCACAGAGACAACGCGGCCUUGCGCCGCUUCAUGGUGGCGUUUGCCUGGCCCAUGUGCACAGACUUGGUGCAGUUCUGCAGCAUCGACGCUCUCAUCCGCCGCAGGCCGCCCCCCACCCCGCCAAAAACAACCCAUGACUGA